CAAUUUUGAAAGUUUCUAAAUUGGAACCAUGAAACUAUUUAUAGCCAAUUGUGUUUUAGCUGCUUAUUUCUUCGGCACGGCCAGCGCUCUGGUCACCCGUGGUGUAGCUGUGGACCGGCCGAAUACAAUCUACAUGGAUGCAGACGACAUGCUGUAUUUAAGAGAAAAUCAAGAUGAAAUCGCCGAUGCGGUAGACGAUAUUGUGAGCCGAGCCAAAACAUAUAUAAAGAAAGAACUUCAGACUGUCCACGACAAAGGAGAGGCACCCCCGUUCGAAGGAGCCUUUCUCAAUGAUUAUUUCAGUUUCUCACCCUACUAUUGGAAAGCAGGUGCGGCUCCUUGUCUCGACGAAGAAUUGUGCAUCGACGCAGCCAAUACCGCUGAUGACUUGACACGACAUGAACUACUCGUGGAUAGCUACUUUAAAAAAUCUCUCACAGAGUAUCAAUUUGAGCGAUUGAGCAAGGAUUUUGACCCGACCACUGUCAAAAAAUGCUAUGAAGCAGACGUAUAUAUGAAAUGUGAUGGUGACGUGAAUGAGCACGGAAGCCUCAAGCACGAUAAAGAUGCGAGAAGUACUAUGCUGAGUGCGAUAUACUCUGGUACAAUGGCAUUUUGGUAUACCGGUGAUGAAGAAUACGCCGAAAUGGCGUCCAUGUGGUUGAAGGCUUGGUUUGGAAAUUCAAAACCCCGUAUGAAUCCUCGCAUGACAUAAGGCUGGUCACUCAGAGUAUUGGAGUGACUCCGACCAUGAGGCGAUUCUCGAGUGGCAGGCUGAGUUUUAAGAGUGGUUGAAGAACAGUGAGAUGGCCAAUGCCGCUGGUGACACGUACAACAACCAUGCCACUUGGGAAGCGUUCUUGCGAUUCUACCUGGGUGUCAGGUCUAUGGAAUACGACGAUGUGUGGCGAACUACAUGUGUAUACUCCCCACCAACCACAUCUAAAAAUAGAAUAUCGAUGACGUCACCAAUUUGGGAGCAAUCUAGGAGCAAAUCUAGGAGCAGUGCAGGAGCAACCUGAGAGCAACUCGGGAGUAGCACAUCACCACUCAUGGAGUAUCGGUAUUUACUCUAUUUUUUUUCAAAACGUAAUAAAAAUUCAGAGAGUC
This is a messenger RNA of Sphaeroforma arctica JP610, 1110 nucleotides long. RefSeq lists its product as hypothetical. The coding region runs from base 29 to 715 and encodes 228 amino acids. The record is from RefSeq and is a predicted model, not a curated record. Gene Ontology annotation, molecular function: lyase activity. The transcript is spliced from 2 exons. NCBI's taxonomy places the organism in Eukaryota, Ichthyosporea, Ichthyophonida. Gene Ontology annotation, cellular component: periplasmic space.